Molecule: messenger RNA, 1198 nt
Organism: Linum tenue
Lineage: Eukaryota; Viridiplantae; Streptophyta; Magnoliopsida; Malpighiales; Linaceae
Source: the annotation of a GenBank genome assembly
AGAAGCGGCCAAGGAAAGUGGGAGAAACUAGAAAUCAGUAAGGAAACCCUAGCAAGGCAGCAGCUACCGCUUUAUCUUCUAUUCUUCUCCUCCCCGAAUUUUCAAAUACAGAGCGACCCUACAAUCCUAGGUCUGUUCUACAACUAUCCCUUUCCCCUAUAAGAACUAAACAAACCACCCCUUACCUACGCCAGAAAUGGAGAUCUGCACCUGUCAAACAACCCUCUCUUCUCUCCCUAGGCUCCCCACUUCCACUGUAAACGCCGCUGGACUCCUGUCCUCCUCUUCUGCAGCGGCUCUUCCAUGCCUCCAUUACUCUCGCUCCCUCAGCGCUUCCAGAUCUCUGCGGUUUACAGCGAGAGCGUCGGAGGAUUCGUCGACCGGGGCGAACACGCCUUAUAUCGUUGGGGGAACUGGCGAUUUUGGUGAGAGUAGUAGCGCGACGAAGGUAGCUGAAGAAAAAGUUCCGGCCGCCGUUAAACCUAAAGUUAUUUAUAAUGAAAACGGGGCGCCGGAGAAUGAAGGACCCGCUUUCACCGAGAGCUUAAAUGAGUUUCUCUCUGAUCUCAAUCUCAAGGCCCCUUCUUUCGACAGAAAGGCUGCUGCUUGUAUGAAUGUAGUAAUCUGUGCCAUUGAAUCUCGGUGUGAUAUUACUUACAUUGUGAACCUGCAGUUCGACUCAGAGGACACUGUUUCCCUUGUUAUAUAUGGAAGUGGAGCCCUGCUCGCUUUGUGGUUGACAUCAGCUGUUGUCAGUGCUGUUGAUUCCAUUCCAUUGUUUCCCAAGCUGAUGGAAGUUGUCGGACUUGGCUACACCUUCUGGUUCACAACCCGGUAUUUGCUCUUCAAGAAAAAUAGGGAGGAGUUGGCUACCAAAGUUGAAGAGCUGAAGCAACAGGUCCUCGGCACUAAAGAUUGAACAAACCGCCUUCAGAAUCGAGUUUUGGCUUAUAGGUUCACAUAAAUAGCUUAGCUAUCUGUAGGGAUAUAUAUAUGUUUGUGAGGGUUUAAUAUUCAUGUUAAUAGUCAAAAUAUAAAUUUGUUAAUAAUAAAAAAAAGAAUUUGUUACUCAUCAUAGCAAGUAUAGCUAGUUUUGUUUACCCUCAUUUCUGACUUCGUUUGGCAAUUGACAAUAUAGUCAAAAUCGUGCUUUAAUAUUUGUGAAAGGCUCGAAUAUAUGGACUUUUGCUCCUUCCUC